Messenger RNA from Procambarus clarkii (red swamp crayfish), 2601 nucleotides. RefSeq names its product casein kinase II subunit alpha (gene CkIIalpha). Gene Ontology annotation, molecular function: ATP binding; protein serine/threonine kinase activity. Lineage: Eukaryota; Metazoa; Arthropoda; Malacostraca; Decapoda; Cambaridae. The record is from RefSeq and is a predicted model, not a curated record. Gene Ontology annotation, cellular component: protein kinase CK2 complex; cytosol; nucleus. Gene Ontology annotation, biological process: peptidyl-serine phosphorylation; peptidyl-threonine phosphorylation; regulation of cell cycle.
AGGACCGCAUUGAGUCCGCCAGCAGCGCGCGACAGCCAUAUUGGACAGUACCGGUACACACCUCUCCCUUCUCUUUCAUAUUACACCACGUUUUUGACUCAACAAGACUCAAGUGUUAGUGGGAAGUGGUCGACGAGGUAUUUAGUGACACCUGUAGCUCAAGAUCGCACUCAGGAAUGUUAUAGGCACUACCUACCUUGAAUCUACCUUCGAAGUGGUUCCAGGGAUCACCGACCCCAUGGUCCGGUCCCUGACCAAGCCUUCUGGUAGACUGCCUGAUCAGCUAGACUGUUGGUACUUGCAGCUCGGAAUCCGAUGUGGGCACCACAGCCCGGCUGAUCAGGAACGCUUUGAAGGAACGUGUCAUGUUCCUACUUGAAGACAUUUAGGGGGCCAAUAUUGUAUGUGGAACUUUGUCGAACAUCUUUGAGAAAACCAUGUUCAACACAUCAACUGGGAUACCUUGGUCCGUGUAGUUGGACACCGUUUCUAGAAAUACCUGGCUGGGUUUGGUCGGACGGUUUACCGGGGGCUACACAAGAUGCCGUUGGCAAGCCGGGCUCGGGUUUAUGCUGAUGUCAAUGCUCACAGACCUCAUGAAUACUGGGAUUAUGAAUCUCAUGUUAUAGAAUGGGGACAACAGGAUGAUUAUCAACUUGUGAGAAAGCUUGGUCGAGGCAAAUAUUCGGAAGUCUUUGAGGCUGUAAACAUCAACAACAAUGAGAAAUGUGUCGUCAAAAUUCUUAAGCCUGUCAAGAAGAAGAAGAUAAAGAGAGAGAUAAAGAUUCUGGAAAAUCUGCGCGGUGGGACCAACAUCAUUACACUCCAGGCUGUUGUCAAAGAUCCAGUUUCUCGCACUCCGGCAUUAGUGUUUGAACACGUCAACAACACUGAUUUUAAACAGCUAUAUCAAACGCUUAAUGACUUUGAUAUUAGAUAUUAUCUAUAUGAGCUCAUAAAGGCACUAGACUAUUGUCACAGUAUGGGAAUAAUGCAUCGAGAUGUCAAACCUCACAAUGUCAUGAUUGAUCAUGAGCAUCGGAAAUUGCGACUCAUAGAUUGGGGAUUGGCGGAAUUCUAUCACCCUGGUCAAGAGUACAACGUUCGUGUGGCAUCAAGAUACUUCAAGGGUCCAGAAUUACUUGUAGAUUAUCAGAUGUAUGAUUACUCUCUUGAUAUGUGGUCAUUGGGUUGUAUGUUGGCGAGUAUGAUAUUCCGCAAAGAACCCUUCUUCCAUGGUCAUGAUAAUUAUGAUCAAUUGGUACGCAUUGCAAAGGUCUUGGGAACUGAAGAGUUGUACGAAUAUGUUGAGAAAUAUCAAAUUGAGCUAGAUCCUAGGUUCAAUGAUAUACUUGGAAGGCAUUCACGGAAGCGAUGGGAAAGGUUUGUCCAUAGUGAAAAUCAACACUUAGUAUCACCAGAAGCUCUUGACUUUUUGGACAAAUUACUACGAUAUGACCACCAAGAGCGCCUCACGGCUCAUGAAGCUAUGGAACAUCCAUAUUUCUACCCUAUUGUAAAGGAACAAGGUCGCCACAUGAGCUCACCAACACCUGCUCCUCCUGCUCUGACUGGGGUGGCAGAGUAGAAAUGGUACUGAUGCAUCCACCAUUAAGUGGAACAUAAGUUAACCAGCCUUAUGUGGAACUGCCCUGGAGUCUGGGCCUUGCAGCUUGUGCUUUGUGAGUGCUGCACUGAUCACCAAGGGUCUUGUGCCACUUGACCCAGCCUCAACUUGUUAAGAUUUGGAACACAGAGCCACCACUGAUUGUAUAUAUUAUAUAUUUAUAUUAUAUAUAUGAUCAAGUGUAAGCAGUAUAUGAUGUGUGUGUGGGUGUGUAAAAUGGUACACAAGGGAUGACUCGCUUAAACAUCCUUAUGACUUUGAAAAUCACAAAGGCUUGAAACAGUGCUGAAUGAUACUUCAGGAAAUCAGAUGACUGUUUUUUGUUCAGUAGAACUUGCUUAUUAAACUAGAUUGUUGAAUAUGAAAGAUAUGCAAAUCAAGUCAUUGAUCCGAAGAUUUGUUUUGAAAAUGUGAUUCAUGCUUAAAGUGAAUCACUUGAUCAUUGGCUGUCCUCAGUAGUAUGGUUUAAUUUAAUUUUUUUUUUAAUAAAGCUCAAUUAGUUGCUUUUACAGUAUUUGAUUUUUGGCAGUGAACUUUCCUGGAUGUUAAUAUUGAUCAUGGACCAUUUUAUUAAUAUAUUUUUUAUAAAAAAUAACUAGCAUAUAUCUGCAGCUACCACUAAGACUGGUCUUGAGGAUGACUUAAGUGGACUGAUGCAACCAAAAUGGGCAGAAAAUAUUUCUGUAUCGGUGCAGUUAUUAUAGAAGUAUUCCAUGCACUGGAAGAUGGUAUAUCAUAUAAGGAUUAUCAUGCUUGUAAAUAACUCAUCUUUCAUUUGGACUAACUUAAGGAUGUUACAAAAUUUUUGUUGCAGUUUGUGGAGUAACAGUUAUUUAAAAAAAUAUUAAAGAUUAGUUAUCAGUCAUUUCAAGCCAAAUUCUGGUGAACACACUUUGUGAGUGAUUGAACUAUGUUCAAUGUAAGUGCUCUCAAGGAAAUCCCUAUUUCUUAUGGUUAUUAAAAUGUUGUAAGUA